CCGGCAACUUUGGUGUUAUGAGCCUGCGCUCUAACCACCUGAGCCAACUGGCCGCCCUCCCUUCCUUAUAAUAAGCAGAAAAUCAGAGCUUGUCUUUCCCUCAUCCUCACGGGUUGGAACUCCCAUGGGAGCUUCAGGGGUGUGAAGCCAGGUGUCUAGAAGCGCACGUCUGUAUGCAGCCUGGACACUGCCACUGCUAAGGCAGGGGAUCCCUGGAGCCAUGAGGGUCUGGGGGCAGACUCAGACCCAGUGAACAAGGCUCCCCCAAAUACUGCUGGUUCUAGAAAUGACAGCUAGUGAGAGCACAAGGUCCAGGGUCAAAUCUGGAAUCUCGAAACAGACACCCUGUUCUCACCCACAGUUUCUUGUCAAUUUUGUACAACUCCUCUCUUUCCACUAACAGAACUGGUGCAAAGUCGUCACUGCUCCUCAGAGACUUCUUGUUCCCCUUUAAACAUGCCUUGGCUCUUUUGAGGUGGUGCCCCGGAGUGGGCAUGGGCAGCGCAGGGAGGUGGGUGCUGGUCUGGGGCUCAGAGUUGCCUGGGACCUCCCAGGCCCGCUGUGCAAGGUGCUGGUUAGACACGAGGCCUUUUAUUCUCCCUUUCCAAAUGUUUUCCCACGAUUGGAACCUUCUUUAAAAUACUCUAUGCCAACGGUAUGAGACGAUGGUGAGGGCGAGUGCUGGGGGUGGCCCCUUCCUCUCUUGUCUUAAAAGCAGAUAGCUGAUAUCUGCAUCCAAUUAAAGUGGAAAAGAACCUGCACAAACAGAAACCUGAAAACUCCGUCCCAGAACUCUUCCCAGUGGACAGAGCCAGGUUAUGUGUCUCCCCGUGUGGACGGCUGUAUGCCUGGCCAGCAUCAAGCACUCUUGGGGGCAGAGGACAGAGGGUCAGGGACCUGACAGGGUUUCACUGUGCUUCCCUGGGGUAAAAGCACUGGGCAUACUGUGUGCACAUAUUCGACAAAGGAUUCUGUCCACCAGAUCACUGAAACGUCCAGUUAUUUCCACACUGCCCUCUGUCCUGGGAACUAAGUAUCCACUAAAAAUAGCCUGUGCUGGACGCACACCCUCAGAGGUCCCUGCUGGGCUGAGGCUGCCCGAGGGGACUGCAGUGGGCGCAGGCGCCUCCUCACCCAGCUGAACGCAGGACUGCCCAAUAGUGCAGGCCCAAAGGGCUGGCUGUGUCCUCCGCUGGCCUCUGCCGAUGGCCACCAGCACAGCAUCAGCGCCGGUCCUCUCCACAGGCAGCCCCACCUCCAGGGUGCACUCCUGGGGUUUGUGCAUCUGACACAAAUUCCAAGAAGUAAACACCACCUAGUCUCUAUCCAAGUCUUGAGAGUUUCCUGUUCUCCGAGCCAGUCUGUGGACAGCACUCACAUCUGCACUUCAUCAACCCAGAGCGGCGCCUAUGCGCACAGCAGACGGGGCGGCUGGAGGGCCGGCCAGAUCCAGCCCCCAGAGGCCCCUCUUCUCGGGCCUGCGCCGUGGAGACCCCCAGUCAGGGCGUGGGUGACUGGAAGACAAACAGCCUCACAGUCUACUAAGCGGAACACACGGUUGCCAAACCUCCUGCGCGUCUCCGCUUUAAGAUAAAAACUCCUGUUUGUCCGUGUGCUAGUACAUGCUGGUACUGCAGCUAGACCCCACGACAGAACCCAAGACCCACGAUGCUGGAGGACAGGACGGGCCCUUCAGGUGGCUCAGGGAGCAGAGCCCAUGGCUUGGCUUCCGUUCCCCUGCAGAACCCCCUAGUCACAGGAUGGAUGAAUGGACAUGGGGGAGGGGUUCUCUGAAGACAGUGUCACUCCUAACUCAAGUUCAGCUACUAGGACUGCUGCCCCACCCCCCAGCUUCCCACUCUGCCAUGAGCCAGACUCUGGGGAAAUGGCUGAGGGUGUAGGACCUGAUGAACUGACAGGAGCACCCCCAGCCCCUGCCUAGGAUUUCCUGGGGGUCCUGGCCCCCCUCGCCGCCCAAUCUGGAAAGACAGCUGGAUGUUUCUGGCCCAGCAGCUGCUCCUGGGACAAGCAAAGCAGGUGCUUCUGUAUCUGAAACCCUGUGUUGCUUUUUAUCAGAAAUUAGCCAUUUAGAGACUACCUAAGAAUAAGUGAUUUACAUAAGUAAGGAGGGGAAUUGGUUCCCUUCUGAUGGAGACUUGGGAAAACUUCCUUUUCGAGGCCUCAAUCCAUUGCACUGUGGGCUCAGGAACUCUAUUUGAACUGCUGGCCCCCGUCUUCCUCGGAGAAGGGGCUGCGUGUGGGUACCACCGGGCCCUGCCUCAUCCAGCCCCUGGUGCUGCGAGAACAGGUCCACAGGGAGGAGGGGAACAGGAACGGCAACUUUUCUCCUGGCACAAGCCAAGGAAAGACGGAAAGUGGGAAAAUCCUAAAAUAGGUCAAAUCCCUCAGGGAACUGAUGGACGGACAUUUUUCGGGACCCACAACUCUCCCAAGGCCACCUGCCUUUCAGGAACACAGACUGGAUGAUGUGGGGGGGACUCGCCUUGCGUGCUGCACCUACAGGCACCAUGCAAACAUGAAAUGGAAAGCACUGUGGGCAGGGGCUCUGGGGGCUUCCAGGGCGGGCGGGCCCCUGCUUGGCGUCCACACAGACUGGGAACUCUCCGGAGCUCUAGAAGCGGGAGGUGAAAGGGGAGGGCUGAGACCAGCCCAGUUGUCCCUCACUGAGGUCAUCUCAUCAUCUCCGUGACCUCUCUGAGCCCCAACUUCCUCUCUUGUGAGUGAGGGCACUCCUCCCUACACCUUGGGGCAGCACGUGCUAUUACCCGGAGCCCCAGGGGUUUUACUGCACAUCGUAGAUGGGUGCUCACAUACCAUGGUGCACAUGUGCCUUUUUAUUCAUUCGCAGCUCUGGGGUGCUGGCUGGGUGAACGGCUCUGUGCUGGAUGUGGGUCUGCGAGGUGGUGUCACAGACCCUCUUACUGUGUUGGUCUGCCGGCUCAGAGACGCUUGAGCAGAACAGACGGAGGUCUGUACGAGCCCCCAGCAGCUGAACGGCUCUGUUCAAAGUACACCAGCACACCCAAGAAAUGGACCUGGUCCCCUAUCAGCUAUGCAGUUUGAUAGUCCCAUCAGCAGCCAACAGCCCAGGCCAGAAGCCACAUUUGUUCAAUCCCCUUCAGGCCUCCCUGGACGCCCUGCAUGGCAUGUCCAGGGCCCUGCCUUCUUGAUUCUCGAGCAUGAUGCCCUGGAUGCCCUGGUGUGGCUGUUCCCUAGGUGAGGCCCUUGACCUGUCAGAUCGAGGCAAGGGGGUCUGAGCUGGAAGGUGAGGGCCUAUCUCAGGGGCCUGUUCAUUACAGCUGGCUGUUCCGCUACCCUGCCCUCCAGGCAGUCCCCUCCUCUAUCUGUAUCUCCCUGUGACUAGGGCAGGCCAUGGCAGACUGCUUGCUGGGGAAAGGACCAAGGGCUGGGCGGGUGGCUGGUCAGCAGGGCCCUACCUGCCCCGAGCUUCGGGCCGCUGUCCCCGGGCCCAGGCCUCGUGAGCACCGUGCCCAGGGCACCGUGGGCAGCACUUGCCCCUGCAGCUGCUCCACGGUACCUGAGCGCCUGACUGGCCGUCUCCAAGGCAGCCAGGUGGGACCGUGGGUCUGUUCUGGGCCGGCACCACAGGCCCUCCCUUUUGGAAAGGAAGACGGGGAGGAGCUGGGGAGGAGGGUCCCAGAGUAGGACUUCAGAAGGCCCCCCCUGCCUUUCCUAUCAGGAAACACAUCCUGUUAGUGUCUGGCUGCUGUGGCCGGCAGCUAUUUGUUGCAGUUGGAUACGCCCUCCAGCUCACCAAAAACAGCCUCAAAAACAACCAUUUCCUCUCUGCUGAGAGACAGGGGGAAAACGCACGCGCGCGUGUGCGCGCGCACACACACACACACACACACACACACACACACACACACACACACACACACUCACUUCCCUGCAGCAGGCUCUCUGCUUUCCAGGACCAGCCGUUUUGUGGCGGAGGCACCAGGCAGGGGCUUGGGCAGCACGGAGGCUGCUGAACCCACUGCUCCCAGAGGCCCUGCUCAGAGCCCGGCUACCGUGCGAGCUUUGCUCUGAGCUCAGCUGGUUCCAAGGAGUGAGGCCCAGCUGACCCCACGUUGCCGCCUGUCUCUCGUCUCCAGUGACUCUCGGUUCUCCCGUGUCGGGAAGAAGAGGCUUCCAGCCUCCCUGGGCCUCUGCUUCCCAGGACGACAGCGUGCUCAGGACUUGGGGCUCUCGCUGGUGCUCUGCUGCCUUCCCGGGAUGGGCCACACAGCUGCCUUCACCUCAGGCCUGGCCCUGCUCCAGGUGCAGGAAGGAGGGUAAGGGGGACCGUGAGACGGGCUCACCUGCACCUGUCACACGGGCCUUCCUGACCCUCCAAGAAUGAGUGGUGAUGUCCUCUAGCCGCCCCUAGCAGCGUCUCGGUUCUCCCUGGCCAUAGCAGCUGACUGGGUCUGGGACUUUCUCCACGACACGCGGACGGCACUGGCAGUCGGCGAUGACCGUCCAGAAACUGGUGGCUACGGCCGUGCUUGUGGCCCUGGUCUCUCUUGUCCUCAACAACGCGGCAGCCUUCACCCCCAACUGGGUGUACCAGACGCUGGAGGACGGGCGCAAGCGGAGUGUGGGGCUGUGGAGGUCCUGCUGGCUGGUGGACCGGGCCCGGGGAGGGCAGAGCCCCGGGGUCAGGCCUGGGCAGGCGGAUGCACGGGACUGCGAGGCCCUGGGCUGGGGCUCCGAGGCGGCAGGCUUCCAGGAGUCACGAGGCACCGUCAAACUGCAGUUCGACAUGAUGCGUGCCUGCAAUCUGGUCGCCACGGUGGCUCUUGCUGUAGGCCAGCUUACCUUCGUCCUUGGGAUGAUGGGCCUACCCCUGAUGUCACCCGAUUCCCAGUGCUGGGAGGAGGCCAUGGCAGCUGCGUUCCAGCUGGCAAGUUUUGUCCUGGUCAUCGGACUGGUGACAUUCUAUAGAAUUGGCCCCUACACCAGCCUAUCCUGGUCUUGCUACCUAAACAUUGGCGCCUGCCUCCUGGCUACCCUGGCGGCGGCCAUGCUCAUCUGGAACAUUCUUCACAGAAGAGAGGACUGCAUGGCACCCCGGGUGAUUGUUAUCAGCCGCUCCCUAACGGCGCGGUUUCGCCGCGGGCUGGACAACGACUACGUGGAGUCCCCAUGCUGAGGGCCGCCGGGGAGGGGCCCUGCUUAGGACUUUAUUGACUGUUAAGGAACAAUCUAGAAACCAACGGGCUGCCUGUGCAGAGGCGGGUGAUUCGUAUGGCUUCCUAUAUAUGCAUAUGUACGAUACACAGGUAUGUUUACUGUUCUAUAUAAAUAUAUUCUAUGAUCAUAUAUUGUCUGUGCCAGCCUCCUCCUGACACACUCACAACCUGACUUCACGCUCACGCAUGUCGCAAGGAGGAGACUAGCACCUGAGAGGCACAUGAGGAGCGGCGGCUGUCCGGCUCGGCACCCUGGUCUGGGGUUAAUUUAUUCUGCGUCUGCAAAGAGGGGCGUCCGUGGCCAUCUUUACUUUGGUAAAGCGAACACCUGGGGAGAUUUUUCUGGAACUGGCCAUGCUCUUCCUCGAGUGGCUCAGAAUUUAUAGCCAGAGGAUUACAGCUUUACGACAGGAUGGAGUGAAUAACGUCUGUUUGCGCCGGAUUAUUUUUCUAAGUUAAAAUAAAAUGCAAACCUGUUACCACUGUCUCAAAUGUGUGUUGCCUCCAUCUACAGUGCCACAGAGUGAAAAGAAUUUGGCCUGUUUUCUGUCAUUUUUGUGGGCUGGUGGUAAGAGAAGGGUUGAGACAUUUUUAAAGAUCUGGCGGGAGCGUGGCUUCGGGUCCCUCACGUCCUUACUCAGGCUUCCAUUCACCUGAACCUCAGAAGCCCAUGUUCCUGGACUGUUCACACUGUGGCACUAUGAUGGUGGAUACACAAUUGGCAGGGUAAGAGGGGAAAAGUCUAUUUGUUUAAAGAAAUUCAGAGAUCGGUUCACUCUCUUCCCCUAUAAAAUCUUUAGCCUGUCAGCCCAGUGCUCCGUGGGCUACAGAAUGCCUUCACGAUGCUACACUGAUUCCAAACAACCCAGCUCCUAAAUCUGUGAGAGGUGAACAGGCCGAAACUUGCCAGGCUGAACAGGAAACACCUAACAACCGGCCACGCCCCUGGAGACUUGGGACAGGGGACAGGGGACAGGGGAGAGGACUGCCUGGGCCACAUCUACAAGCACAGUCCUCUAACAGCACCACCUAGAGGCAAAACCACUGUUGCCAUACUCUGGCCCAGCAAACUGAUCCAGGGAGCUGGUGGGUACCGAGCAAAAGCAGGGUAACACCCUGGCCAUCACUAACCCAAGAAACGUUCAGCUUUGUUACUUUCAACCUUCCAGAGAAGUGAGGUGACCAAAUUUGAAGCCAUAUUGCCCCAGGAUAGUCAGAAUGAAUGGCAGGUUGGGGUUGGCGCUUUAAAAACCAUCAAGCCAUCGAGAUGAUUUAAAAGCAUCUAUGGCCUGACCAUCUCUGCCGUCAGUAUAGAAACAUCCAGAUUCCUGGCCUACAACCAGUAGACUAAUGGGGAAUAUUUAGGUCUCAGCUUCCUCCCUCUGAGCUUCUUUCCGACAAUGGACUUUCCCCCAAAUGAUAUGCUAAAAAUAAUUGAUUUUUAAAAGAAUAAUGGAAUAUUUAAGAUGUAUAAUUUUAAUAAUAUUAUGUAUAUGACUAUAUAAAUG
Messenger RNA from Hipposideros armiger (great roundleaf bat), 6727 nucleotides. It is a transcript of the gene TMEM204, whose product is annotated as transmembrane protein 204. Gene Ontology annotation, cellular component: plasma membrane. Gene Ontology annotation, biological process: lymph vessel development; smooth muscle cell differentiation; regulation of vascular endothelial growth factor receptor signaling pathway. NCBI's taxonomy places the organism in Eukaryota, Metazoa, Chordata, Mammalia, Chiroptera, Hipposideridae. The transcript is spliced from 3 exons. The record is from RefSeq and is a predicted model, not a curated record. Bases 4499 to 5179 code for a protein of 226 amino acids.